Molecule: messenger RNA, 2114 nt
Organism: Cuscuta europaea
Lineage: Eukaryota; Viridiplantae; Streptophyta; Magnoliopsida; Solanales; Convolvulaceae
Source: the annotation of a GenBank genome assembly
CCCGAUCGGUACGUCAGAACUGUGCUUUAAUACAAGAAACGAGAGUAAUAAUGAUAUUCUAGAGCUUGAGUAUCAAAAUGCUAACCCUUACAAUGAUAUUAAACCUUCUAUUUAUACUAAUGGAGAGCAUGGGCUGCUCUAUGCUGAUUGGCCGUUGUUCCACCGACUUGAUCACCCAUGCUUCCACUUGCUGAUGUCACAAUCUGGCAUUAAUUGCACCUGGCCACUUGUUGGUUGUCCGUUGCUCGAACGGGAUGUUGAACCAUGCGGAAGACGCUGUCAAAUUGGCCCAAGUAUGAUGUAUGAUCCGAACUCCGUUCGGUAUUUCUGCUUUCUGGGUCGGCCUCUACUUGGACCGAACCUCGUUCGGUAUGGAUUCUUCAUUGGGCCUACUCAUCAUAGGGUAAUGGGCUCGCUGCUUUGGCCCGGAUAUCCUGGGCCUUUAAUUCGGGUAUUGGGCCUCUGAGCCAAUAUCCCAACAGGUUCCUUUUUUCUUGUAUUAUUCUCAAAAUCAUUUCUACCCCUUUUUCCUUUAGCUUUAUUGCUUGAUGAAGGUAGAUUGUAACGCCCCAAUUUUCCCGCCCAAAAUAAUAAUAACAUAUUGAUAACAAACUUGAUUUAUUCAUUCAAAAUAGAUAUAAUUUUGCAGCGGAAAUAAUAAUAAUAGAAAUGGGAAACAGGUGUGUUACCGCCACACCUAGCCCUCAACUUGGCUGGAUGUUAAGGCUAUCCACCACGAGUUCAAAAUAAUUAAAAACUUAAAUUCAAAAUUUAAUAACAUUAUUUAGACUAAGUGAAGACUACACUAGAAUCUUCUAAAGCGCUCUCAAGGCCCGUCAAACAUCAAGAGCUUCAUAUUCAUCAUUAGCUGCACAUAUAAAGUGCAGAAAACAAAACAAGGAAAAGGAAACAAAAAUUAGCUUUAGAGCUAAGUAAGUACUACCCAACCCCGUAAAAUAAUCAGGUUUGACAAAAAUAGUUUUUCAUAUAAUACUAUAUGUAAAAAAAACUCACACCACCAAAAUUCUUUUCUAAUCAAAAACAUCAUUUAUAAACUUUAUAAUCUCAAAUACCCGUUUAGUGAAAAAUAAUCCUUAUAAGCUCCAAACAAUUAACAUCUCAAAUAAAGGUAUCACUUUUCAAAGAUAACUUCUAUAACUAAAAAUAUCACCAUUCCAAAAUCAAUGUCACUCUUAGAUUCUUUUAAGAUGGGCGAAACUCAAGAUUCCUCAAGUCCAAUGAAUCGUUGUUGUGUACGAUUCAUACCGGAAUUCCGGCUCCCACCGACAACCAAUUGGAAACUGAACUUCCCUUAAGUGUGCACACCCCCUAAAAGGGAUUCCAAGCCCUCCGAGUAGUAAGAAGUCCAAGUAGUUCGGGCAACGUCCCCCUACCUCACAAUUGGUUAGAUACCCGGGUGAUUAGAAACUACUACCUAGACCACCAAAGAACUUUUAAAGUUCUCAAAAGAAAUACCGGGAAUCUCCCGCCACCAAUAAUCAUCAUAAACCUAAACAUUUACCGGUAUAUAGCUCUAACCACCCACACCUCGUGUUUCUCUCGAGAUGUCAAUAAUCAUUAUAAAAACAUUAUUCAUUCUUGGAAAAUCAUUUCUCUAUACAUACGUCCACCAAAAAUCCACAUUCAUAAAUACUCCAAAAUUCUUUUACAUAAAAAUUCACUCCAAAGUCAUACUAGGGAUUAAAUCCCAAAAUAUAUCUCCAAUAUUUCUCAAAUUCGUAGUCACUCCAAAUAGUACACAUUCAAAAUUCACACUUAAUCACAGAAUGCAUAAUAAGCAUAUAAUACGAGCAAACAAUUUUGGAUUGACAAAGAAACUUACCUUAAGUCCUGAUGCUCCUAAUUCUCUUCCUCAAUUCUGAUAUCUAAAUAAUCACCUUUUUAAUUAAGAUAAUAUUAGUCCCUUCUUCUAUUUUUUAAUAAUUUAUUCGAUUUCCUCUUACUAUUUUAUUAUUCGAAUUUAUUAAUAUAAUUUAUUAGUUAUUAGAUUUUAUUUGAUUAAUCACUUUUUAUUAAUCCAAUCGCCUUAUGAAUUCAGCCAUCAAUUUACAACAUUCGAAUUCUAUAGUUAAAUCACAAUAUCCGAACAUAAU